Molecule: messenger RNA, 366 nt
Organism: Plectropomus leopardus (leopard coralgrouper)
Lineage: Eukaryota; Metazoa; Chordata; Actinopteri; Perciformes; Serranidae
Product: protein S100-A3-like
Cellular component (GO): perinuclear region of cytoplasm
Molecular function (GO): calcium-dependent protein binding; transition metal ion binding; calcium ion binding
Source: RefSeq, a predicted model, not a curated record
AUGGCUCGUUUGGAACAGGCCGUUGAAAACAUUGUUGAUGUUUUUAUGGCAUACGCUAACGAGGAUGGCAAGUUAACGCAGGAGGAGUUAAAGAAGCUGUUUGAGAAAGAGAUUGCAUGCCCUGAGGCUAAGGCUCACUUCGAGGGAGCUGACUUCAACAAGAUCAUGGGGCUGAUUGAUAAAAACCGCAAUGGAGAGAUCGAGUUUAAAGAGUUUGUUAAGUGUGCCGGGUUCAUGGCCAAAUGCUACUACCAUAAGAAGACAGGUAAAGGACAACUAGAUGAAAACUGAACAGAAGACUGAAUAUAAAACCUCUGAAGAAAACUAAUAGUGACACUGCCGACACUGACAACAGAGGGUACAGAA